AAAAAAAAAGGCUGAACUCAUGUCCUCGCGUGCUGUUUCGCCGGCAUCGUCCUUGCUCGUUGUUUCGCGCGCGCGAACAUAGCCGGAAUCUCGAACCAGACGCCAGACGCCCGCGCGAGGUGCCUUACGCGAGACGCGUUUUCGAAUUCGAAUAUUUUCGCGAACGCGUCUCGUUUUCCUUGCGUCUCAAGUGCCUCAACCUCACCGCGCGCAGUGUUCGAUCUGACAACGUCAGACGAUGAUGGAGGUGUGUUUCGCGUUUAAUUAUCGCUCGUCGAACUCGCCAGUCUUAUUACGGAGAUAACCUUGUUAUUCCAUGUUGAUACAGCACAUUUGGAUUGCACGUGUUUUCGCGAUAAUAAAACGAGUUUUAUAGUAUUUUUUUACUGUUUCGAUAAGAACUAUUUAAACUCGAGCUUUUAAUAUUUAUCUGUCAGAAUUUAUAUGAGUUUAUUUUAUGUGUUGAACAGAUUGUGCUGACACACAGAUCACUGUGCGAUUCUGUCAGCGAUGAGCGAAGAAAUCAAUGCGGAGGAAACCAAUGCGUCCUACUUGACCUGUGAUAUAAAUGGUACGAGAUAUCUUUACAAACUCACGCCGUCACCAACGGAAAUAGUGAAAGAUUCGACAUUGAGUGAGGAGCAAGGCACACUUGACAUUGUUGAUAAAGAAACUGAAUUAGACAAUGGAGAGGAAUCGAUUUCGUUAGUGUGUCUAAAUGGACAGGUAUACGCGAUUAGGAAUGGAUUGAUUGAAGGAUGGGAACCUGGCAACCAAUUUGCUGAGUCCAAUUGUCAUGAGAAGAUACUUUUGAUAUCGAAAGACCUGGAAAACAAUGAUAACUACAUCACCAAGGAAAAUAUAGUGAUCGGAAAUCCAUAUGGGGAUCAAGAUGAGGAGCUUAAUUAUGAAGAUGCAGCAGAGGAAGUGGAAAAGGAACUUGUUGCAGAGCAACACAUUAACAUCGACGAUCUAUUGGAAGUUGUAACUGCUUUCAAAUGCAAGAUGUGUCCUUACUUAUCCCAGGAUAAGAUGCAGUUAUUAGAUCACAUUCAAAAGCUACAUUUUAAAUCCACUGUAGACAUUGAGUAUCAUCAAUUAACAGACAUUGCGAGUGAUGAAGCUGGCAAAGAAAAUCUGACGGGUCUGAUGAAUCCUGGCUUGAUAUCCGAGCAUAAAAGUCAACAUAUAAAGAGCAGCAAAGUAGGAAAGAAUCCAGUAAAAAUUUCGAAGACCUUAAAUUCAGAAUAUAUGCGUAAUAGAAAGAUGAUAGAAUCAGGGGAAAGAACUGUGAAGUGUUCUUAUCAGAAUUGCCCAUACAAAUUUGCCUCGAAAGAAAUUAUGCAGCAACACGUCCUUUAUCACACAGAAUCUGAGACUGCGACAAAAUUCAAAUGCAACAUAUGUCGAGAUAUGAAAUUUACGAAGUGGCGCCAAUGUAGUUUGCAUCUAUGGAAAAGACAUCAAAUUGACAUAGAUUUGUACACCUGUAAAAUUUGUGGAGCCUACAAAAGUGCUACUGUGGUGAAACUCUUGACGCACAUGAGGGUGCACAGCGAUACUCGUGACUACAAGUGCCCCGAGUGCGAUAAAUGUUUCAAGCAAGCUAGCCAGUUACGUAAUCAUCGUAUAAUGCAUUUAGAUCGCAAAACAUUAGUAGAAGGUACGCGAUGGUACACUUCUAAGAAGUGCGACAUGUGUGGUAAAACUUAUGCGAACUCGAAAUGCUUGAAGAAUCACAUUCAAGCCGUGCACUCAAAGCUGCGUCCGUACGUUUGUAACGUUUGCGGUCAUGCCAGCGCCAGAAAGGCAAUGCUGCAAAUGCAUUUACGUCAACACACAGGAGAUAAGCCCUUCAGCUGUGAGAUUUGCGAAUACAAAACUGGAGAUCACAAUACCUUACGAAGGCAUGUUAUGCAACACACAGGAUUUCGACCAUACAAGUGUCCACAUUGCCCGUAUACCGCGAUACAGAGCAGCAGCUAUAAAAAUCAUUUAAAAUCGAAACAUCCUUUACAGUCUGGCUUAUUUACAUGCGAUCUAUGUCCUUUUAAAACGGUAAAAAAUGAAAGCUAUAUCCAACACUUAGGAGACCAUGAAAAAGGUUUAAUAAAAUCUAAUGUGCAGAAAAAGGAUAGCGAGAAUGUCGAAGUCUUUCCUGGCAACAUUGCAGCAGCGCAAUUGGUUUAUAGCUGUUUAGGUGCCUUUUCGAAAGAUGGGGAUACGUUAGAAGCUAAUUUGAUGUCUUCCUCAACGUCUGCUGACGGUACUUCUCAAACAAUCACAAUACAAAUACCGUCGAAACAUUUACAAGGUUCACUAUCAACAAGAGAAAAUUUCAACAAAAAUGAUUCUAUCAUUGAACAAGAGGAUGAAGAGACGAUGCAUUGCUUCUUAAAAAUUCCUAGAGAAGAGGAAGAAAGCAUAGAUACUGGUGGUAUAACAAUACCUGCAGAACCUGAAGAAAGAAGUAUUGAAAUGGAUAUUGGAGAGACAAACAUAACCAGUGAUAUUGAAGACGCGAAUAUGACAAAUAUUAAUAUUGAUUCAUGAAAUUAUGCAAUAUAAAAUAAUUAGUAUCGAAUAAUAAAAUGUCUUGCAGUACAUUUUAAGCAUGAUAACAUAAUUGUACAUAUCUCUAAAAAAUAGAGAAAACUAGUCAUGUGUAUUUAAUUAAAUUUUUUUAAAUAAAAUAAAUUAUCUUAAUAGAAA
Monomorium pharaonis (pharaoh ant) is the source of this 2712-nucleotide messenger RNA. RefSeq names its product zinc finger protein 556. Gene Ontology annotation, cellular component: chromosome. The coding region runs from base 511 to 2553 and encodes 680 amino acids. Gene Ontology annotation, molecular function: chromatin insulator sequence binding. NCBI's taxonomy places the organism in Eukaryota, Metazoa, Arthropoda, Insecta, Hymenoptera, Formicidae. The transcript has 7 exons. Gene Ontology annotation, biological process: regulation of transcription by RNA polymerase II. The record is from RefSeq and is a predicted model, not a curated record.